AACAUGAAGACCGUCAGCUUUUCAGGUUGCUUCCUGCAGAUGUUCAUCAUGAAUACCUUCCUCCCCAUGGAAUCUUCCACCUUUCUGGUCAUGGCCUAUGAUCGCUAUGUGGCCAUCUGCCACCCACUGCGCUACUCCUCCAUCAUCACAGAGCAGUUUGUCAUCAAUGCAGCCAUCUUCAUUGUCUUCCGCAAUCUGCUAGGCACACUGCCUACUCCAGUCCUGGCUGCUAGGCUCAACUACUGUGCCAGCAAUGUGGUGGAGAACUGUAUAUGUGCCAACAUUUCUGUAAUCAAGCUCUCCUGUGGGGAUAUUCACCUCAAUAAGCUCUAUCAAUUUGUGAGUGUUUGGUGCCUUCUAGGUUCUGACCUGGUGCUCAUCUUGCUGUCUUACUGCUUCAUUUUGAGGGCUCUUAUAAGCUUGCAGUCAGGAGGUGCAACCACCAAGACUUUGAGUACUUGUGGUUCACAUCUCAUUCUUAUACUUUUCUUCUAUACACUGCUGCUAGUCUUCAUCUUCACAAACAAGGCAGGAAAGAAGAUACCCUCAGAGGUACCUAUUCUUCUCAAUGUCCUGGGUCACCUCAUCCCACCAGCCCUCAACCGCAUUGUUUAUGGAGUUCGUACCCAGGAAAUUAAGCAGGGGAUCAUCAAAUUAUUCAAAUCCUGGUCUUGA
This is a messenger RNA of Marmota flaviventris (yellow-bellied marmot), 675 nucleotides long. Lineage: Eukaryota; Metazoa; Chordata; Mammalia; Rodentia; Sciuridae. The record is from RefSeq and is a predicted model, not a curated record.